AGAGGGACUUGACUCUCCUCUUCGUGUGCUCUGCCAAACCUCUCUUUCUGCUCCCCUUUUUCUCUGUGAAUCCUUCCCUUUCAGAGGAACUAAAACCAGCCAUGGCGAGAAAUUACAGUGCAAAUUCCAUGAGGAGCAUGAGUACCUACGGCAGCGGCGGCGGUGGUGGCGGUGGUGGUGGUGGUGUUAACCGAUCGUAUACCACAAGAUCGAUGAUUUCCAACAAAUCUCAAAGGGCGUCAACCGGCAUGUCAAUGGGUGGUGGUGGAGGUGGUGGUGGUUUUGGUGGUGGAGGUGGUGGUUUUGGUAUUGGUUUUCGGAGUGGAGGUGGUUUUGGAGGUGGAGGUGGUAGUUUUCGGAGUGGAGGUGGUUUUGGAGGUGGUGGUGGUGGUGGAGGUGGAGGCAGUGUUUUAGGCUUCAGCUACGGUGGUGCUUUUGGCGGUGGUGGAGGAGGCGGUGGAGGCAUGCCGAACAUCACAGCUGUCCAGUGCAACCAGCAGCUGCUGGCCCCAAUGAAUGUUAACAUCGACCCCAACAUCCAGACCGUCCGGACCCAAGAGAAAGAGCAGAUCAAGACUCUAAACAACCGCUUCGCCAGCUUCAUUGACAAGGUCCGCUUCCUGGAGCAGCAGAACAAGAUGCUGGAGACCAAGUGGAGCCUGCUGCAGGAGCAGACCACCUCCCGCUCCAACAUUGACGCCAUGUUCGAGGCCUACAUCGCCAACCUGCGCAGGCAGCUGGAUGGACUCGGCAAUGAGAAGAUGAAGCUGGAGGGAGAGCUGAGGAACAUGCAGGGCAUGGUGGAGGACUUCAAAAACAAAUAUGAAGAAGAAAUCAACAGGCGUGCCGGCGUGGAGAAUGAGUUUGUUCUCCUCAAGAAGGAUGUAGAUGGUGCCUACAUGAACAAGGUUGAGCUGGAGGCCAAGGUUGACUCCCUUCAGGAUGAGAUUAACUUCCUCAGAGCUGUCUACGACGCGGAACUGCGUGAGCUCCAGGGACAGAUCAAGGACACCUCAGUCAUCGUGGAGAUGGACAACAGCCGCAACCUGGACAUGGACUCCAUUGUGGCCGAAGUCAGGGCUCAGUAUGAGGCCAUCGCCGCAUCCAACCGUAGAGACACUGAACAGUGGUAUCAGCAGAAGUACCAGGAGAUGGAGGUGAAUGCAGGCCAGGCCGGAAAUGACCUCCGCAGCUCCAAGACUGAGAUAGCUGAGCUCAACCGCAUGAUUAGUCGCCUCCAGAAUGAGAUUGAGUCAGUCAAGGGACAGCGCGCCAACCUGGAGGCCCAGAUCGCUGAGGCCGAGGAGCGCGGUGAGCUGGCCGUGAAGGACGCCAAGGCCCGCAUCAGGGACCUGGAAGAAGCCCUGCAGAGAGCCAAACAGGACAUGACCCGCCAAGUCCGCGAGUACCAGGACCUGAUGAACAUCAAGCUGGCUCUGGACAUUGAGAUCGCCACCUACAGGAAACUGCUGGAGGGAGAGGAGGACAGAAUCACCUCUGGCGGUGGAACUGCAACCAUCCACAUACAGAGCUCUAGCUCUAGCUCCGGUGGAGGCGGCUAUGGUGUAGGCGGCGGAGGCGGCUAUGGUGUAGGCGGCGGAGGCGGCUAUGGUGUAGGCGGCGGAGGCGGCGGAGGCAGCUUUGGUGGCAGCGGCUUUGGUGGUGGCAGCAGCUUUGGCGGAGGUUAUAGCGCCAGUAGCGGAGGAGGUCGCGGCAGCAGCUAUAGCAGCAGUGGCGGCGGCGGCGGCGGCGGCGGCAUCAUCAAAAUGAGCAGCACCAGCAGCUCAUCGUCCCGCCGUAAUUAUUAAAAACAGCAGCCAUCUUUCUCUCCAUUCUUCGUCUUCUACCCUCAUUUUCUCCUCCUCCUCAUGUUCCCCUCUCCCUGGCAACCACUCAUAAAAGCCUCCAAAUAUCCCCAUCACCUCACUCCCUGGAGACACGGCAGCCUCAGAAACAUCCACAUUUGACCAUUAUUAGCAGGCAGAUCCAUGUAAUGGAACAUCUGUUUUUUUUACUGUGUUGCUACUCCCUCUGGCACCACAUAUUUACAGAGAGUCAAGUCGAGGCAGAGUAAUUAGUGGACCAGAAACAAAGAGCAGCAGAAACAUGAGUCAGCCCUCUCUUCCUUAGAUCAGUCAGCCUGGCUGUCUUUUGGUUGCUGGAUCCGCUGUCAUGCAGACAAGAGGAUACUUGUAGUGCCGUGACAGAGAAUCCUCAAAAGGCAACAAUACUUGCACACAAAAUGUCAACAGCAGUUCUUACAUUUGCACAGAAGGAGGUCAGGAUGUUUAUGUUCUUGCAUUCAUGAAGCACACAUGACAUAACUCCUCUUUUCUGCAAAGUCUCUUCAGUUGUCUUACAUCUGUCAUUUUGUUGUGUAUUUUGAUAUCACAUAAGCAGCCACAUAUAACACUUUCAUAGUUGUUUGUUUGGGAUCCUCUUUUCCUUCUCCUGUUCUGAGAGAAAAUACUUUCCACUCUGAAUGAAAAAGAAACCUGGAUUAGGCUGACUGGGAGAACCAGAUUCAUUGUGAAAUUUGUAACACCAAAAGGUCUGGAAUAAAUCUGAUUUCAUAAUCA
This is a messenger RNA of Anarrhichthys ocellatus (wolf-eel), 2579 nucleotides long. Its product is annotated as intermediate filament protein ON3-like. Gene Ontology annotation, molecular function: structural constituent of skin epidermis. Gene Ontology annotation, cellular component: keratin filament. Gene Ontology annotation, biological process: keratinization; intermediate filament organization. The coding region runs from base 102 to 1808 and encodes 568 amino acids. The record is from RefSeq and is a predicted model, not a curated record. The transcript is spliced from 9 exons. Lineage: Eukaryota; Metazoa; Chordata; Actinopteri; Perciformes; Anarhichadidae.